Messenger RNA from Talaromyces amestolkiae, 2241 nucleotides. RefSeq lists its product as uncharacterized. The transcript has 7 exons. NCBI's taxonomy places the organism in Eukaryota, Fungi, Ascomycota, Eurotiomycetes, Eurotiales, Trichocomaceae. The coding region runs from base 1 to 2241 and encodes 746 amino acids. Gene Ontology annotation, molecular function: L-histidine transmembrane transporter activity; L-glutamate transmembrane transporter activity; L-serine transmembrane transporter activity. The record is from RefSeq and is a predicted model, not a curated record. Gene Ontology annotation, cellular component: fungal-type vacuole membrane. Gene Ontology annotation, biological process: amino acid transmembrane transport.
AUGUCGGUCACUCAGCCGGUCAAGGGCAAGACUGCCAUUAUCACCGGAGCUGGUUCAGGAAUCAAUCUUGCCUUCGCGGAAUUGCUCCUGAAAAACGGCUGUAAUGUGGUGAUAGCAGAUCUCGGCCUUCGCCCUGAAGCACAAGCCGUGGUCAACAAAUUUAACGGUCGUUCAGGAGCUGCUAGGGCUGUCUUCCUGAAGACAGAUGUAACAGACUGGGUACAGCUGGAGGAGCUGUUCAAGGUUGCCGAAAGAGAGUUUACUGAGAUUGAUAUCGUCUGUCCAGGUGCAGGAGUCUAUGAAGAGCACUGGAGCAACUUCUGGCGACCCCCUGGCUCCCCAGAAAGCCGCGAUGAUCCGCGAGGGGGACGGUAUCGUCUGCUUGAUAUCAACAUAACCCAUCCAAUUCGAGUGACUCAACUAGCAAUCUCACAUUUCCUACGACACCGAAACUCCAGCAAGCGCAAGCAUAUCGUGCACAUUUCAAGUAUAGCUGGACAAAAUCCGUCAAUGGCAGCGCCUAUAUAUGUGGCAACGAAACAUGCAAUCAGCGGCCUGGUCCGAUCUUUGGCUAAAUUGGACCAGAAAUUCGGUAUCCGCGUUACAGCUGUGGCACCUGGACUGAUCAAGACACCUCUGUGGAUGGAACAUCCCGAGAAACUGAAGAUGUUCAAGGAAGGUCAAGAUGUAUGGGUCACGGCUGAAGAAGUUGGCGAAGUCAUGCUGGCCCUGGUUCAGCAGGAGGAAAUAUUGAUUCUCAUGAACCAAAAGCUGAUUAAGGGAAGUAGGAGGCGAGGCAAGCGAGAUGUCUUUCACGGAGCGGCCAGCUGGACGAGCAGUGUCAUAAAUUUAGUCAAUACAAUCGUCGGCGCAGGCGUCCUCGCUAUGCCUCUCGCGAUCGCCCACAUGGGAAUAACCCUCGGCGUCCUCGUUGUGAUAUGGUCAGGAGUCGCUGCUGGAUUCGGACUUUAUUUGCAAGCCAGAUGCGCUCAAUACCUAGAUCGGGGAUCAGCAUCAUUCUUCGCUCUUUCGCAGAUCACAUAUCCCAACGCCUCAGUGAUCUUCGAUGCUGCUAUCGCCAUAAAAUGUUUUGGAGUCGGCGUGAGUUAUUUGAUUAUCAUUGGAGACCUCAUGCCAGGAGUUGUGCAGGGGUUCGUCGGGGAUGCACCUACCAGUGAUUUCUUAAUAGAUCGCCAUUUUUGGAUAACGGCUUUCAUGCUUAUCGUUAUCCCCCUUUCCUUCCUUCGCCGGCUCGAUUCCUUGAAAUAUACCAGCAUUGUCGCUUUGAUCUCAAUUGGAUACCUUGUCAUCUUGGUUGUCUAUCAUUUCACCAAAGGGGACACGAUGGCUGACCGGGGCCCGAUUCGUGUCAUUCACUGGGCAGGAAUCGCACCUGCCUUGAGCAGUUUCCCGGUCAUUGUGUUUGCAUAUACCUGUCAUCAGAAUAUGUUCUCAAUUUUGAACGAAAUCAGUGAUAAUAGCCAUUUUCAAACUACAAGCGUCGUAUUCGCGAGCAUUGGCGGCGCCGCAUCGAUCUAUAUUCUCGUCGCAAUAACAGGAUAUCUAUCAUUUGGAAACAAUAUCGGCGGAAACAUUGUCAGCAUGUAUCCCGCAUCAGUAUCCGCUACUAUUGGCCGAGCCGCAAUCGUCGUUUUGGUCAUGUUCUCGUAUCCGCUCCAAGUACACCCUUGCCGCGCUUCGGUGGAUGCGGUGCUGAAAUGGCGACCAGCGCGAACAAGCAAUGGCAACGAUGUCUCGCCUCAUAGAUUCCCUCUUCUGCCGAGGGCUAAUCGCGGCGGACCUGAACCUAUGAGCGACCUUCGCUUUGCAGCCAUUACCUCGACAAUCAUUGUCCUGAGCUUUACCACAGCCAUGACUGUGACAUCACUAGAAGCUGUGCUGGCCUACGUCGGCAGUACCGGAAGCACCAGCAUCAGUUUCAUUCUUCCGGGUCUUUUCUAUUACAAAAUCUCCUCUCCUGAUUCAGCGGCGCACCAACAACUAAUGAAAGAAGACGACGAGGUCCACGACGACGCCAUUUCGGACGACGAGGUCUCUGGAGACGAUCAACAACAAGGUCUGUUAAGUGGAAGCGGUAUACUCUCGUCAAGCGGUAUUCUACCCGGAAGCCGAUUGAAGAAGACUCUGUUACGACGACUCAGUCUUGCGCUCUCGAUAUAUGGAAUUGUUGUCAUGGUGGUCUGUCUUAGCAUGAACAUAUUCUUCCAUGCAUCCAAAUAG